UCUUCUCCCCUUCUCAAACUAUAAAUUUUCUUCAUAUCGUCAACCUCUCUUUCUACGAGAGCCACUCUCUCUGCACUGAAUUAUUUCAUUUGAUCAAAAAUGGCAGUUUCUGGACUUGUCAUUAGAGUAAAUCAUCCCACACUUCAAUAUUUGACAGCCCAAAAGUUCAACUAUGGUGGAAGAAAACAGUUAUGUGUGAAAGCAUCUUCUGGUAAUGCAGAAGCUGAGGAAGGAAAUAUCAUAAUGAGGAAAGAAAAAGAUGGUUGGAAGCCAGAUUUCUCCGGUGGAAUGCCGCCUACACCGAUACUCGACACUAUUAAUUAUCCAGUUCAUAUGAAGAAUCUUUCUGUAAAGGAUCUGGAAAAAUUAGCUUCAGAACUUAGAGCAGAGAUUGUACAUACUGUAUCAAAGACAGGAGGACAUCUCAGUUCAAGCCUGGGAGUUGUGGAAUUGACUGUGGCUCUGCACCAUGUUUUCAAUGCUCCUGAAGAUAAAAUUAUCUGGGAUGUUGGCCAUCAGGCUUAUGGGCACAAAAUUCUCACUGGAAGGAGGUCUAAAAUGCACACAAUCAGGAAGACUUCUGGGCUAGCAGGCUUCCCCAAAAGAGAGGAGAGUGUCUAUGAUGCUUUUGGUGCAGGCCAUAGUUCGACAAGCAUCUCAGCUGGACUCGGCAUGGCGGUGGCGAGAGAUUUGUUGGGGAAGGACAAUAACGUCGUUUCUAUUAUUGGAGACGGAGCUAUGACUGCCGGACAAGCAUAUGAGGCGAUGAAUAAUGCAGGAUUUCUUGAUACUAACCUUAUCGUCGUACUGAAUGACAACAAGCAAGUUUCAUUGCCCACUGCUACACUUGAU
Messenger RNA from Olea europaea var. sylvestris, 852 nucleotides. Its product is annotated as probable 1-deoxy-D-xylulose-5-phosphate synthase 2, chloroplastic. The transcript is spliced from 5 exons. The record is from RefSeq and is a predicted model, not a curated record. NCBI's taxonomy places the organism in Eukaryota, Viridiplantae, Streptophyta, Magnoliopsida, Lamiales, Oleaceae. Gene Ontology annotation, molecular function: 1-deoxy-D-xylulose-5-phosphate synthase activity. Gene Ontology annotation, biological process: terpenoid biosynthetic process. The annotation marks the transcript as partial.